ACCAAUGUCGCGCGAAAUGCGGUUACGGAGAAUGCCGACAGUUCCUUCGGCCAAUCGGACCCCAACAUAGAAGGUGGCCUGUCCGUGGAGUUUGCGUGUGAGCGUAUCCUCGCAGGUGUGCAGAAUGGGGUGGACGUGGUUUGGAUAGCCGGACCGUUGGAAAAAAAAUUGUUUAUGCGAGCCAGUACGUGCCCAUCUUCGCCAAGUGGCUUGCUAAGAGGACAGGCAAGAAGAUGA
This is a messenger RNA of Sphaeroforma arctica JP610, 237 nucleotides long. RefSeq lists its product as hypothetical. The record is from RefSeq and is a predicted model, not a curated record. The annotation marks the transcript as partial. The transcript has a single exon. Lineage: Eukaryota; Ichthyosporea; Ichthyophonida.